Molecule: messenger RNA, 1467 nt
Organism: Ilex paraguariensis (yerba mate)
Lineage: Eukaryota; Viridiplantae; Streptophyta; Magnoliopsida; Aquifoliales; Aquifoliaceae
Source: the annotation of a GenBank genome assembly
AUGGACACCAACGGGUUUACUAGUUCGUCGAAUGAUGUAGAAGAGGAAGGCGAAGUAAGGCAAGAGGAACCAAAGGGUAUUGCUGAGUCUGUUGGGGUUAAUCCACCAUUGCAUAUGGAAAAUGAGGCCAUGGUUGAGGAAGUCAAAGCUGGUGCUUUAAACUGGACAGAGGAUCCAAGGACAAAUUCAUUGAAAAUGACCAGUGAGUCCAUAAAUGAACCGACUGAUGCUGUUUUUUUGGAUGGCACUGAUGAUCAGAAGACUUGUUCAUCAUCAAUUGCUGAAAAUGAGUCUUCAGAUGAGCAGUUGGAUGUAGGUUCUACUCCUGAAGCAAACUGCAGGAGAACGAAUUCAUUGCAUACCUUAUCAGUUGUAGAGAGUUCUCAGUCGAAAGAGUUGAGUGCCAGUUUGUCACCUCGGGUGAAAAGGGGCUUGGGCCACUGCAUCACUGCGCCUGUGGCCACUCGCCAAAACCUCUUCCUUGAUAGCCAUGAUAUUGCAUUUUCUCGGUCAAUGACUGAGAAGAGGGAGAGUCCAAGGCAUGACCUAAAAUUGGAUAGACUGUCAGAGCGUGAGAAGGCCUUAUCCAUGAGGGUCCCCCUCGAGGCCACAGGCUUACCGUCGAACUUCAGCUAUAUCCAUUCGCUUAUGUGGUGGAGUUGGACUUAUAGGCUCGCCAAGGUUGUCCCAGACUUUUGCGGUGCUAUUUUUGUCCCUUUUGGUCAAGGAUCCAUUUUAACCACUUCUUUGGUGAGGAGGGUGUGCCUUGCUUCUUUGCAGUGGAUACCCUCUUCGUGGUCACAGAUAAAACUCAUUGAGAAGCUAGUAAAGAUCCAAAAUGAUGGGACUGUCAAGGUUGAUCUAACUAAGAGUGCACCAGUAGCUUCAGAAUUGUUAGAACUUCAUUCUGUUGAAAGGGCACCUUCAAAUAUCGAUUACGUCACCACUGAUUUGAACAAGUCAAUUCCGAGACUGAAAAUUGCAAUGCUUGUGGUUGGAACAAGAGGAGAUGUUCAGCCUUUUCUUGCUGUGGCAAAGAGACUUCAGGCACGUUUAAAACAAUUUUCUGAGUUUGGUCAUCAUGUUAGGUUGGCUACUCAUGCUAACUUCCGUAGUUUUGUGAAGUCGGAUGGUAUAGACUUUUAUCCUUUGGGCGGUGAUCCUCGGGUUUUGGCAGGAUAUAUGGCCAGGAAUAAAGGUUUCAUUUCAUCUGCACCGGGAGAAAUAUCUAUACAAAGAAAACAACUAAAGGCUAUUAUUGAAUCACUUCUUCCAGCGUGCAUAGAACCUGAUAUGGAAACUGGUGAGCCUUUUAGGGCUCAGGCUAUUAUUGCAAAUCCUCCUGCUUAUGGACAUGCACAUGUUGCUGAAUCGCUUGGUGUACCCCUUCACAUCUUCUUCACAAUGCCUUGGACAUGCUGCAAUAUUUCCAUAACCCCUGCCCACCACAAUCUAUCAUCAUAUUAA